AUGGUAAACUUUUUCCGCAAGUUCAUACAAAGUUUUGCCACGAUCGCGGCGCCCUUAUACGAACUAACGAAAGAUAAUGUCAAAUUCGAAUGGGGCUCACGACAGCAGCAUGCAUUCGACGAAUUACGGAACAAACUAAUAACCAAACCAUGCCUAGCCUUUCCCCAAGAACGUGACUUUAUUCUGCACACGGACGGCAGCCAGAUUGCAGUAGGUGCAGCGUUGUUCCAGCAGUCCGCCCACGACGAGAAAUCCUUGGUGGCGAUAGGUUAUUAUAGCAAAGCGCUAACAUUGUCCCAACAGAAGUGGAGUCCAACUCACGUGGAACUAUUCGCAAUGGUUAGUGCCCUGCGGUUCUUCAAAGCUACGAUCUAUGGCCAUCUCACCCGUAUUUUUUCAGAUCAUCGCCCACUAACCUAUCUUCUCAAGCAUAACAAAACCCACGACAAUCUGGCACGGUGGGUAGUCGAGCUACAAAGUUAUAAUAUAACCAUCGAAUAUCUGAAAGGGUCCUCCAACGUCGUGGCAGACUGUCUUUCUCGCUCUGUCACCCCUCAAACACACGUUCAGGACACUACCCCUGAAUCAGAGGACAUCGUCGAGUUUCCGGUUUGUCUCGCAGUGCAAAAUUAUCGCAUACGUUCUCUUCAACCCACUGAUUCCCCUAUCACUCCAAUCGCGAUUAAACCCUACGACGCCUUACUGGAACAAAAGCAAGAUCUUGUUUGCAACUCCAUAAUGUCGUUCCUAGAGACCGGGAAGUUCCCUGAUCAUGUCUCCGAGGCAGAUAAGGCUAGCUGGCUCAAACUAGCAGAGGAUUGCCAUAUACGUAAAAAUGGCUGCUUGUAUCAUUUAGCUAACUCCACAGCGGGGGGACACUUUAACUGGCGCAAAACCCUGGCGAAAGUCGCGCGCAAGUACUUUUGGCCACAUAUGUCUGAGCAGAUAUUUGCCCUUUCUAAAGCCUGUGAUCCCUGCCAACGCAAGCGUGCCCAAGCCCACAACCGCGAGGAGUUACUCCCGGUGGCCACUACAACCAUCUUCGACAAAGUAUACAUGGACUUGACCGGCCCCUUACACACCUCCGAGUCCGGCAAUAAGUACGUGUUGGCCAUGCUCGAUCAUUUUUCUAAGUAUGUCAUCGUAGCCCCAUUGCCUGAUUGCAGCGCAGUUACGGUAGCUCACGCAAUUAUGACCGAAUGUAUUCUUAAAUUUGGAGCUAUGACA
Cylicostephanus goldi is the source of this 1227-nucleotide messenger RNA. The record is from the annotation of a GenBank genome assembly. Lineage: Eukaryota; Metazoa; Nematoda; Chromadorea; Rhabditida; Strongylidae.